Ailuropoda melanoleuca (giant panda) is the source of this 4623-nucleotide messenger RNA. RefSeq names its product RIO kinase 3 (gene RIOK3). Lineage: Eukaryota; Metazoa; Chordata; Mammalia; Carnivora; Ursidae. Gene Ontology annotation, biological process: protein phosphorylation. Gene Ontology annotation, molecular function: protein serine/threonine kinase activity; ATP binding. The transcript is spliced from 14 exons. Bases 581 to 2026 code for a protein of 481 amino acids. The record is from RefSeq and is a predicted model, not a curated record.
CAGCGACCGGAAGUGUGGGCCGCCGGGGGCGGGGAAAGGAGGCGAAACCGGGAGCCCCCGGCGGGCGGCCUAUCAGAAGCGACGGUCCCAGCGGAGAGGGCGGAAGAGAUGGGAUGUAGUUCCGGACGCGGCCGCGCCGCCAUCUGUCACCUCAGCUCCGGGAGCAGCAGCCCGUCGCCCCAUCCCCGCCGCCUGUCUCCUCGGCGGAGGCUGCUUCCCAGUCCUGCCACCUGUCUGCCCUCUUCUUGUCGCUGGUUUCUGUUCCAACAUGGAUCUGGUCGGAGUGGCAUCGCCUGAGCCCGGGCCCGCAGCGCCCUGGGGACCCAGCAAGCAGAUAUUUGGGCAGGGCUGGCUUCGAGACUCUGACGUUUGAGGGAAAUCAGCACGAUCUUGUUUUUCACGGGCCAAGUGAGUCAGCCGAAUAACACACAGAAAGCCCGACGGAGAGGUCAUUUUGGCAGCUGUUUCCUUAACUUGACAAAUGCGGUUAUCCGACUGAGGCAGUUUUCUGUUUUUGAAGGAGUAAAAGUGUCCGUGGGCUACCCCUCAAAACACAAUAUCUUGUUCCUUGGCUGACGUAAUGAGUGAACAGCUAGCUAAAGAAUUGCAGUUAGAAGAAGAAGCUGCCACUUUCCCUGAAGUUGCUGUCGCUGAAGGACCAUUUAUUACUGGAGAAAAUAGUGAUACUUCCAGCGACCUAAUGCUGGCUCAGAUGCUGCAGAUGGAAUUUGACAGAGAAUAUGACGCACAGCUUAGGCGUGAAGAAAAAAAAUUCAAUGGAGAUAGCAAAGUUUCCAUUUCCUUUGAAAAUUAUCGAAAAGUGCAUCCUUACGAAGACAGUGAUAGCUCUGAGGAUGAGGUUGACUGGCAAGACACCUGUGAUGAUCCCUACAUACCAGCAAAACCAGUUCCUACUCCCAAAAAGGGUUUUAUUGGAAAAGGAAAAGACAUCACCACCAAACAUGAUGAAGUAGUAUGUGGGAGAAAGAAUACAGCCAGAAUGGAAAAUUUUGCACCUGAGUUUCAGGUAGGAGAUGGAAUUGGAAUGGAUUUAAAACUAUCAAACCAUGUUUUCAAUGCUUUAAAACAACAUGCCUACUCAGAAGAACGUCGAAGUGCCCGCCUCCAUGAGAAAAAGGAGCAUUCUACUGCAGAAAAAGCAGUUGAUCCUAAGACACGUUUACUUAUGUAUAAAAUGGUCAACUCUGGAAUGUUGGAGACAAUCACUGGCUGUAUUAGUACAGGAAAGGAAUCUGUUGUCUUUCAUGCAUAUGGCGGGAGCAUGGAGGAUGAAAAGGAAGAUAGUAAAGUUAUACCUACAGAAUGUGCCAUCAAGGUAUUUAAAACAACCCUUAAUGAGUUUAAGAAUCGUGACAAAUAUAUUAAAGAUGAUUUCAGGUUUAAAGAUCGCUUCAGUAAACUAAAUCCACGUAAGAUCAUCCGCAUGUGGGCAGAAAAAGAAAUGCACAAUCUCACAAGAAUGCAGAGAGCUGGAAUUCCUUGUCCAACAGUUGUACUACUCAAGAAACACAUUCUGGUUAUGUCUUUUAUUGGCCAUGAUCAAGUUCCAGCCCCUAAAUUAAAAGAAGUAAAGCUCAGUAGUGAAGAAAUGAAAGAAGCCUACUACCAAACUCUUCAUUUGAUGCAGCAGUUAUACAAUGAAUGUACGCUUGUCCAUGCCGACCUCAGUGAGUAUAACAUGCUGUGGCAUGCCGGGAAGGUCUGGUUGAUUGACGUCAGUCAGUCUGUAGAACCAACCCAUCCUCAUGGCCUGGAGUUCUUGUUCCGUGACUGUAGGAAUGUCUCACAGUUUUUCCAGAAAGGAGGAGUAAAGGAAGCCCUUGGUGAACGAGAACUCUUUAAUGCUGUUUCAGGCUUAAACAUUUCAGCAGAUAAUGAGGCUGAUUUCUUAGCUGAGAUAGAAGCUUUGGAGAAAAUGAAUGAAGAUCAUGUUCAGAAGAAUGGAAGGAAAGCUGCUUCAUUUUUGAAAGAUGAUGGAGGUCCGCAAGUCCUAUAUGAUGAAUAGCACGAACACCCACUGCUUUCAUUGUUAACACAGUGGUGAUUGUCAGCUGCCAAUGGCAAAUGAAGUUAUGGGUGACUUGAAAUACCAAAACCUAGGGAGUGUACAAUGGUGCUUCUGUGCUUUUUUCCCCCCUUGUAACCCAUAUGCCAGAUGUGUGGAAUUUGUAGCUCAGCGUUGGGAGAAUAAAAUGUCACUACCUCUCAUCUUAUGAACAGGAUAAAACAAUUCUUUAACAGGUAUAGGUUAUCUAGCUGAAAUCAACCUGAUUUUACAGGAUUUGUGUUAUAAAAUGUUUUGAUGAGAAUUUUUGAAACUUAAAAAGGUAACAUUUCCAAACAUGGGAGGAAAGGACAGGUGUGUUUACAAGGGAGGUUUUUAUUAAAACAUACUUGCCCUUUUCACCUCCCUGUUUUGUGUUACAUCUUUCCUCAAAUAUAUUAUUGGCCUAAAAUUAGCCCUUCUUAGUUUUUUUUUUCAGAUUGUGACCAUGAUUCUAAAGGAAAAUUUCUUCUCUUUAGUAGGUGACAUAAGUGGAAAUUUGGUUUUAAAAUGACUGACAGAAAUAGAAAUUUAUUGGUACAUCAUGAAUAUGAACUGAUUUUUUCUUUUCCAUACUCAUAUCCAAGACAGGGCAUCACAGAUCUCUGAAAGAGAAAAAUAUAUAAGAACUUCUUAACUAUUCAAAGUUUUUAAAUUUAACUUUCAGUUUUUCUACAUUUAGGUGAAGUGGUUAGGAUAGAAUCAUGGUGCAGCUGCUUUGCAUUUAUAGUGAAAAUGUAAAUUGUCUGGAAGGAUGCAAUAUAAUAACCAUGUUUGACAUAUUUUAAUGAAGUCAGUUAAACAAAAUUCAGUACAUUUCAUUCAAACUAUAUACUUAAUUGAUUUUGAGAGAAAUAGAGCAAUCUAAUUAGAAAUAUUAAAUAAUCACAUGAUGAAAAGUAUGUAUAAAACAACUUGGGUACCAAAUUAACCCAAGUAAUUUGAACUACUGGCCUCUCUUCAUAAUUUUUAGUAUUGGCCGGAUGUCACUUCUUAAAUAAAGCAAGCACUGUAGUGGAAAAGUACAUUGGCUUUGUUAGGGUUGAAGUUCAUUAACUAAUGUAAUCAUUCCUCCUAUUACUGAAGUCAGAUUGACUUUAGAGACCUAGACUUUCUGCUACUAAUAACCCAAACUUCCUGUCUGGUACUGGAAAGUAACAAUUUGAAACAUCAUUUACACUUGAAAGCUUCUUUAACAUUAUCUUAAAAUGCCAAAUAUGUUCUUUCUAGAAAAAUAUUUAUUUUUGUUUCUGUUAUAUAGUUUUUAACCACAUUUCAGAGAAGUAUGAUUUUGGAUAGAUACUCAUUACAUUUCUGAAAUGUUCACUAUGAAACAAGGAUUUAGAUGACUGGUGAUUAUUGGCUUUACAGAAAUUUCAGAGAACUGAUUUUAAAAACCAUGAACCAUUUAAAAAAAAUUUUUGUUUUGUUUUCUGACAUACUCUUUUGGCAAAGAGCAGCAAACCAUUGCUGUGUGGCAUUCUUGGAGUGUGCUGUGAACAUGCUUUUUAAGAUAUUAAAUACCAAGAAAGCAUUUUAGAAUUGGUUCUUUGUGUGGUUUCUUACUGUUCUUUAUGUUAACUUAUGUCGUGGCACCAAGUUACCCCUUCUGUAUAAAAUUAAGUAGUGCCAUCUUAAGUAGCUUUUUCCCAUUCAACUUCUCAUAUUUAGAUUUAAAUAAAUGACCUACUUCACAUUACAAUAAGUUUUUCUCUUGUGCAUCAGAGAGUAAAUAUUUCACUUAAGGGAAGAAGAAAGUGGGAAGUGUUGGUUUGCUAAGUAAAGACUCAAAAUAGGAAUGGGACAGAACCACAAUUUGGAAAUAAGGAUAUUUUGCUUCACUUUAUUGGAAGUAGAUACAUGAAUAUCUCUAAAUUACAGAAAUAAUGUAGAGGAUUUUUAUAUCAACAAAAUAAGUCUUUGCAUUUCCUUUUUAUAAAAAGUCAACUUUUCUGCUUAAGAAAGUAAGACAUGCAUGCUCAUUGGAAUUGAAAUAUUACAGGAAUUCAGAAAUGCUAAAGUUCCUUAUAUUCCAGAAACCAUUGUUCAUAGUGUGGCAUGCAUCCCUGCCAAUUUUUUUCUCCUUCAGCAUAUGUUAUUAUUUUAAAAUACCUGAACAGAAAGCAGGAUGCAGUGAGGCAGCAGCUGAUGGUGAAAUGUUGGUUAUGGUAGACCCCUAAGGAAGAUGAAGGACAUGUAGUCCCUAAGAUAUGUUAGAGGCAGGACAUUUUUUGCUGCUCAUUUAGGCUACCAGCAUCAGAAGAGACUGGUAUCUGUACCUUCCGAGAUUCUGAGCCGUUUCCCAGUACUUUAGAAAUUGGGGGUGAAGGGCACCUGGCUGGCUCGGUAGAGCAUGCGGCCCUUGAUCUCGGGGUUGUGAGUUCUUAAAAAGAUUGCUUAAAUAAACUUUAAAAAAAAAAAAAGAAAAAUUGGGGUGUGAAAGCUCGUCUGCUUUUAUUUUCAAACCUCAAUACUUAGUAUUUUGAGGAUAGGUAUUUUCUGUGGGAGUUUUGUAUGGGUUACAUGCAAAAUUAAAGAAUGGUUAAGUUUUCAAAGUU